Messenger RNA from Closterium sp. NIES-67, 622 nucleotides. NCBI's taxonomy places the organism in Eukaryota, Viridiplantae, Streptophyta, Zygnematophyceae, Desmidiales, Closteriaceae. The record is from the annotation of a GenBank genome assembly.
UCCCCUGUGAGGGAGGGGCAAGACCCAGAAGGCGAAGGAGAGCCGCAUGGGGACGACGAGGGAGGGCCUUGGUGAAGAUGUCUGCAAGAGCUCUGCUUCGCAGGAGGAGAGAGCGAUCGAGGAGGAGCGGGUGGAGCGCCAGGAAAUGAGGCCGCUCCCGAGGGAGAAACCAUACCCCUCGGAGAACGCGCUUGGCCGCUUGCCAGUGCUCGGGAGUGUGUUUGCCAGCGCCGACAAAGCGCGCCAGGACACUGAUAGGGUAGGCGAGGUCGGGGCGAGUGCACAUCAUGGCGUACAUCAGGGACCCGACCAGCUCAGCGUAAGGACUGGUGGAGGAACCGUGGGAGGCGUGAACGAGAAGACACCUGGCGGUCUUUGUAACUUCUCGAACACGAGCUUCUGCCACGCCAUUCUGCUGAGGGGAGUGAGGGAGGGUGUAAGUGUGGUGAAUACCAUGGGUGGAGAAAUAGGAAGAGAGAUGGUGAUUGAGGAAUUCACCGCCGCCAUCGGAAUGGAAGCGGCGAACGGGACGACCGAAUGAGGGCCUUGAAACAUGUGGUGGUGGCAUGGGUGGUUUGGAGGCAGCGCUUACCCUUGUUGGGGCCGUUGCGGAUGAGAUACU